This is a messenger RNA of Pectinophora gossypiella (pink bollworm), 2004 nucleotides long. RefSeq lists its product as uncharacterized. The coding region runs from base 215 to 958 and encodes 247 amino acids. The record is from RefSeq and is a predicted model, not a curated record. Lineage: Eukaryota; Metazoa; Arthropoda; Insecta; Lepidoptera; Gelechiidae. The transcript is spliced from 5 exons.
UAGUCAGUCACAACACGAUUUUCGUUGAAGCAACAUCGAGCCGCUUUUAAAUUAAUAAUUUAUCAUAAUUUUAAUAAUUUAAUUUAUUAAUUCAGUUUAAAAAUAGAAUAACUACAAAGCUGUGUUUGUAAACUGGUAUUUCGUUUGAUUAAGAGGCGUUGUAAGAUGUUCAGUGAGAAUAGUUAGAGAUGGGAAUCGCAUUACAACAUCCGAGAUGAAUCGGUACACAGUUUUGGUACUUUUCUCCAUUCUCGUCGGUGUUACUUUUCAGACGACCGACUUCCAAGACAACCUCAUAAAUGGGUACAGAGCUCUCAUAGCGGACAUCCAAGUCCGAACACAGAAAUCCCGAGAGGAUAUGGACACUCUUGUCUCUCAGAUCAAACUCCUCAUGAAGAACGAAGCCGAUAAGGCCAUCAACUACAUGACUGUCUACCUUGAACAAAUCUCUUUAUAUUUUCAGGUAAUCAUACACGAUCGGAAACCACGAAAUGGAACCUACUGCAAAGAGAGUAUUGUGAAGUUAUUAGGAGAGAAUCUUCAGUUGGCAGAUGAAAAUGUCACUUUAUGCCUCGCUUUAGGCUACCAAAGAGUUCAGCGGUUACCAGAAAAAUUACAAGUGCACUUCGAAACUUUGGAAAAUUUGAAGAAAUAUUCUGCUUCAAAACUGUUUGAGUGCCAGAAACAACAACAAGUCGGUGGCAACUGCUCUCACGAGAGUCAAGACCUGGAAAGGACUGUCUUCCUUUACGAAACGUCACCGUUCCCUGUGGUCAUGGCUGAGAUAGCCAUUCAUGGGUUUAAAGAAGUCUCCGACUUGAGCGUCUGUCUCAAGGACAUCAUCUCUAGAAUGAUGACGCACUCCGUCAAGGUCAUCGGCGACUUCAACAGAUGCAUCCACAACAUCGAAAUGCCCAAACUCAAAUAUCUCCUCAAAUUUAUGAAAAAGUAUGCUUGAUAGAAAAUCUAGUAAUGUUAAGAUUGGAACGGCACAUGUGUGAACUACGUUUUUUAUCACAGCUAAGCUAUUGAUUUUAAAAACCAAUGACUCAGAAACAAUCUAGUUAUACUAUUUAUGAUGUCGCGUUUAAGUCUCUGUCUCAAAAUACAGAGGCCUUAGAUUGGCAUCAAAAAAACAUACGAGUUGAUAAACAACACAAUAAUUAUGAAAUGAAUGAAAACUUCUGACUCAUAAAUAAGACUAACAAAAUACCAAAAAAGUAUUUUAUUUAAUUUUCCGAGUAAAAGUAGAACUAUAACAUUAGCUAAUAUUUCUCAAACACUUGAAUUCUUAUAUUUGAGAUAUUAGCUUGUAACAUUAAAGCCAAAAUUACACUUGUUUUAAAGUAAAAUGUGUUAAAUGUAAUAGUAUGAAUGUUUACACUUAGAUUAUUUGAAAAUUUAAAAAUUCUGCUUAUUCAUGGUACGGUUUUGAUUAUUUUUUUGUGAGAAACAUACAUAAUGGAACAAAAACAACAAUUCUGUACCCUGAACAAACGGAAGAUGAUUAAUAUAUAAGAACAAAGUAAAAAUCGUAUAUCUGCGCUCUGUCAUAGUGAAAAAUAAUAAGAAAUGGCUAAAGUUGACACCAUGGUUAAAGUUGUAAAUUGUUUUGUAUAAUGAUUUUGAGAAAUGACAAUUUUGCGUAUUAGAAAUCUUAUCUAAGAGAAAUGUAUAUUUAUGAGUCGAGCAAUAAGAACUAGCUUCAUACGCAAAAAUCUGCGGUUUUAAAUUCAACCCAUACAAUAUAAUAAUCUUCUUAAAAACAAUAAGUAAAUUAAAAUUGCAUGAGUAAGAGUUAGAAAAAAUAUUGUAUGAAUGAUAAUGUUUUAUAUUAGACGAUGUAAAUAAUUAAAACGGUAUCGGCUUUGAAUAACUUAAAUAUAAUUUUUCAUUUAUUUAUAUGCAUUAGGUUAUAAUAAUUGUAAUUUAGUUAGACUAUCAAUUAAUACGGACAUUGUGAAAGUGUGAAAUGAGUUUUUUAAUAAAACAUUAUAAUAUUUA